Molecule: messenger RNA, 1142 nt
Organism: Drosophila elegans
Lineage: Eukaryota; Metazoa; Arthropoda; Insecta; Diptera; Drosophilidae
Product: peritrophin-44
Exons: 2
Coding region: 93-1109 (338 amino acids)
Cellular component (GO): extracellular region
Molecular function (GO): chitin binding
Source: RefSeq, a predicted model, not a curated record
CCAUUUAGUCUGGAGCAAUUAGUUCUCGAGGCCACGUCAAGCUACUCGAUCUGUUCUUCUACAAAUUAAACCAAAUUCCCCAACAAUCAGCCAUGCUGACACCAAGUUUUCGUGGAGUGCUCUUCGGAUGUCUUCUGCUGGUGACUUGUCAGCCGGCUUUCUCAGCUAGUGCCGGCGACUACGAGGAGCUGUGCCGACUGUUCAAGAACGGCACUCAGAUCCGCAAGCCGGGCACCUGCGACCAGUACAUCCAGUGCUUCGAUGGCGAGGGCACCCUCGUCUCCUGCCCCUCCGGCCAGUCCUUCGAUCCGAACAAGGCCAAGUGCGUGGCCACGCUGGCCAACAGCAACCAGUACUGCGGCAAUCGCUGCGAGGGAUUGGAUGGCGUGUGGGUGUCGGAUCCGACCGAGUGCCACAAGUACUUCUACUGCAUGGAGGGAGUGCCGCUGGCGGGGAUGUGCUCAGUGGGCCAGCACUUCGAGGAGAGCUCCCAGUCCUGCCUGCACGGCGUGGACUCGCAUUGCGUGGACGUGAACAACAUCUGCGAACUGGUGGCGGAGAAAACCAAGUUCCGGAACGAGGACGACUGCGGCUACUACUACGAGUGUGACAAGAACGGCAAGCACAGUUCCCAGAAGUGCUUCACCUCCAAGAAGCGAUUGUAUUUCGACGUGGAGACCGGCAGCUGCGUGGAACCGAACAAGGUGGAGUGCAACGCCCAUUCGAAGAAUGGAAUCUGCUCCAGCUCGAAGGUGUUGACCUUCAAAUCGGACGGAGCCACCUGCCGUGGCUACUUCGUUUGCCAGGCCCUCUACCCUGUCGCCGACCUGGAUCCAAUGUGGAUGCAGUGCCCCGAGGGCUACUUUUUUGACGAAGACCUGCAGGUCUGCGGCAAGGCCACCUCGGUGGUCUGCACUCACAAUAGGUGCGAUGGGCGCGGCACCAUGCUGGUGACCAGCAGCAGCAACAACUGCCACAACUUCAUCCGGUGCGUGGACGGCAAGGAGGUGGAGGAGGAGACCUGCCACUUCGACCACUUCUUCGACGAGAGGAUCGAGGCAUGCAGCUCCACGAUCAUCUACGACAAGUGCUGCGACGACCGCGACUGAGUGGGGCAUCCAAGGGUUUCUCUAUAAUUAUAA